Pelodiscus sinensis (Chinese soft-shelled turtle) is the source of this 5685-nucleotide messenger RNA. The record is from RefSeq and is a predicted model, not a curated record. NCBI's taxonomy places the organism in Eukaryota, Metazoa, Chordata, Testudines, Trionychidae.
UGGAGACACUUCUCUCUCCUGGCUGUGUAGGGCUGGGAAGGAUUUUUCUUUUUUUCCUCACUCCUGGCUUGAUUUUUUCCCCCCGCUACCUGCCUCCACCACCUUGAUCUUGCAGUUUCUUUGAAUUUGUCUUUCUGAUUUGGGACUUCUGCGGAUUUAUUUUUCUUCCUUUUUAUUGUAGCCACUAGAUUUUGUUGGUUUAUUUGAAAUUCCUUCUGAAAUAGCCUGUCUUCCCCCCCCACCCCCAAGGAGUGGAGCUGAUGAGGGCGCGCGCGAUUUUUGGGCGGUGGGUUUGGGUUUAAUACUAUUUUUCCUUUGUAGGAUCAGGCUCUCCUCGCCGCUUUCUUGAACGUAUUUACCUGUAUAUCUAUUGUAAAACGGAGCAAUAAACCGCCUUUCUCUCUAGUGACCCGUUUGGUUUUCCUUUUUAAGGGCUGCAUUUGAUUCUUGGAUUAUUUCUCUGAACUUUUUUUUUUUUUUUGAAAAAAUCUCGUUUUUAGCCUAACGCAAACCCUGGCGUUAUGGAGGGGGCUUCCUUGCGGCAGGGGAAAGUCAUUGUUGUUGGAUAUUUGUGUGUGUUGGGGGGAGGGGUUGCCUAAUUUCAGUUGCUUUCUUCAACCUUUCUUAAUCUUUUAGCUCACGAGGCUGCGGGGGGAAUGUACUAACGUGCCAUAUUUUGUAAAGGAAACUCACAUUUGAAGGGGAAAUAGGAUAUUGGGGUGUUUGCUUUUUAAAGUGUUAUUUAAUAACCAGUGGGGGUGGGGGGAGGAGAGGCGAGGGGCUGCGGAGGCCUUUUGCUUUUCCUGCCACGCUGCUCGCUCCAGUCUCUUCAGGAUGUAACAACUUGGGAAGAACAAGGAUCUCUCCGGCCCCGCAGCUGGGCGCGCUGGGCUGGUCGUUUGCUGCGCUGGGCGGCUCGUGUGUGAUUCUGACUGCCCGGGAGAGCAGGAGAAGAUGGCGCUGGCUGCCUGGCCGCCUGCCAGCGUUUGUUGCGCAGUUUCUCUGUGAUUCUCCUCCCUAUUUGGCCGCCGCCUCCUCCUCCUUUACAGGCGCCAUUUUAAAGCCCUGGAUGUUGUCAUGGAUGAUGAUGACGAUGAAUCCUGUCUCCUUGAUCUGAUUGGAGAUCCACAGGCACUGAAUUAUUUUCUACAUGGACCUAGUAGUAAAUCUGGCAAUGAAGACUUGACUAAUGCAGGAUACUCUGCGGCCAAUUCUAAUUCAAUUUUCGCCAACUCCAAUAACACUGAUCCUAAAUCAUCCAUCAAAGGUGUAAGCAAUCAGCUUGGAGAGGGGCCUAGUGAUGGACUACAACUGUCAAGUAGCCUUCAGUUUCUUGAAGAUGAACUUGAAUCUUCUCCUUUACCUGAUCUCAGUGAGGAUCAGCCUUUUGAUAUUCUUCAGAAGUCCUUACAGGAGGCCAAUAUUACUGAACAGACUUUGGCAGAGGAGGCAUAUCUGGAUGCCAGUAUAAGUUCUAGCCAACAGUUUGCACAAGCCCAGCUUCAUCCUUCUUCAUCAGCAUCCUAUACUCAGGCUUCUAAUGUUUCUAAUUACUCAGGUCAGACGCUGCAACCUAUAGGAGUUACUCAAGUGGUACAGCAACCAGUUGGAGCAUCUUUUGCAAGCAAUACAGUUGGUGUGCAACAUGGCUUUAUGCAACACGUGGGAAUUAGUGUUCCCAGCCAGCAUUUGUCUAAUAGUAGUCAAAUUAGUGGUUCGGGGCAGAUACAGUUAAUUGGUUCAUUUAGUAAUCAACCUUCCAUGAUGACUAUUAACAAUCUUGAUGGAUCUCAGAUUAUACUGAAAGGCAGUGGACAGCAAGCACCUGCAAACAUGAGCAGCGGACUCUUGGUUCAUAGACAGACUCCUAAUGGUAACUCAUUGUUUAGUAACUCAAAUACAAGUCCAGUAGCACAACCCGUAACAGUCCCAUUUAAUAGCACAAAUUUUCAGACAUCUUUACCAGUCCAUAAUAUCAUUAUUCAGAGGGGCCUAGCACCAAAUUCUAAUAAAGUUCCAAUUAAUAUUCAACCAAAGCCUAUUCAGAUGGCUCAGCAAACAGCUUACAAUGUGAAUAACUUAGGUAUACAGCAGCAUCAUGUACAACAAGGGAUUCCUUUUGCUUCAGCAAAUUCACCUCAGAAUUCAGUAGUUAGUCCUCAUAUGUCUGUUAAUAUUGUUAAUCAACAAAACCCAAGAAAAUCAGUUACUCCUCAAACAGUUAGUAAUGCUGGUGGUAGUAUUGUUAUCCAUUCUCCUAUGGGACAGCCUCAUGCAUCUCAAAACCAGUUUCUCAUACCUACAAGUCUCUCUGUCAAUUCUAAUUCAGUUCAUCAUGUCCAGACCAUAAAUGGACAACUUCUUCAGACUCAACCUUCCCAGCUAGUUUCUAGCCAAGUAUCUGCUGAGCAUGUUAUGCUGAACAGGAACUCUACAAACAUGCUCAGGGCCAACCAUUCAUAUUCAGGACAGAUGCUGAAUAAUCAGAAUACAGCUGUUCAGUUAGUUUCAGGACAGACAUUCACAGCUCCUGGAAGCCAAGUUAUAGUAAAUCAUGGAACUUCUCAAAUUGUUGGUGGACAGGUGCCAUUACAACAGGCAUCACCAACAGUGUUGCAUUUAUCACCUAGUCAAAGUAAUGUUUCUCAAGGUAGAUCCGGUUUUACUACAAUGUCACCUGGACAAUCUACAGUCUCAAAUAUAUCAGCAUCUAAUCGGUUUACUGUUGUAAGUUCUUCUGGCACAAUACAUAGCCUGGGGCCACCAGUUCAGUCUAUUGCAACAGGAGGAAAUUUUACUGGAGAUCAACCUACACAGCAGAACAGAACACAGGUUUCAGUGAGUGUAUCACAUCGUCUUCCAGUUUCCUCUUCUAAAUCUAUCAGCACUUUCAGCCACACAGGAGUAGGAGUAACACAACAACAGUUCACUUAUGCUCAGGCUCAGAAAAAAGUUAUGAACCAGUCCUCACCAGUUUCUGCAUCGAAGUCACAGGAUAGCUUGAGACAACCUCAGCUAACAGGUCUUCUGAGUAACACAUUGCCAGGACAAGAUUCUGGAAGUAAAAUCAUGCAGCAAUCUUUAGGAGCAACACAGCAGGAAAAACUACUGGGAUUGUCUCCUGUUCAACAAAAUUUGCAGUUGGAUGUUCAUACAGUUGGACAAAAGAGGCCUGCUACUAAACAGUUAACAAAAGGAGCUUUUAUUCUACAACAGUUACAGAAGGACCAGGCACAUGCUGUGACACCAGAUAAAAGUCAAUUCAGAUCAUUAAAUGAUGCAGUCCAGAGACUCCUUUCAUAUCAUGUGUGUCAGGGAUCACUGCCAACGAAGGAGGAUUUAAGAAAAGUGGACAGUGAAUUUGAAUCUGUAGCCACACAGCUUCUGAAAAGGACACAAGCUAUGUUAAAUAAGUACAGAUGUUUGCUCAUAGAAGAUGCAAUGCGGAUAAAUCCCUCUGCAGAAAUGGUUAUGAUUGACAGGAUGUUUAAUCAGGAAGAAAGGGCAUCUCUGUCUCGGGAUAAGCGUCUUGCACUAGUGGAUCCAGAUGGUUAUCUGGCUGAUUUUUGUUGUUCCGCUAAACAAUUUGAUGAAACUGCUGACGAAGCCCAGCCCAAUGAAAGUGAUCAUCAGUGUAGUAAAACAUUGACUUCUCACAGUCAAACUACCAAGACCCAAACAAGAGACCGAUCAAAAUCUAGCACAGCGGAGUCUACAAAUCACGAUAAACUUCAUUUAGUGCCUAACAACGUUAUGACACAAGAAGGAAAACUUUCUACUAAAAAACCAGAAAGCCUCACUAAAGCUUUAAAGUUUGAGAAGGCUAGCUGUUCUCCUGACAGUCAAUACAUGGCUGUCUAUGAAGAGAAAUUAGCUGGUAAAGGUCUUACCAAGACCAGUGAAAAUUCUUCAAGUUCUGAAGAACUGUCAAAACCUUUGUCAAGAGCCAAUCAUGGUACACACAAUAAAAUGUCAAGGAAUACAGUUGAAUCUCACUCAGAAGGAAUAUGUAAUAACUCCCUUCAAGACAAAACUCAGAGGACCUUUCCAAAGAAUGAGAUUUUACAUCCUGACAAUAUGAAAGGCUCUGGUGAACCCCAACAGGAAUUACUCCUGAGUAAGAGUUUAGAAACUACAUUCAAAAACAUUCUGGAACUGAAAAAAACUGGGAGACAGCCACAAAGUGAGGCCACUGGUAGUGGCUCUGUAGAAUUAGACUUUUCAAACUUUUCACCAGUUGCUUCACAGGAAAACUGCCUGGAAAAAUUUAUUCCGGAUCACAGUGAAGGUGUUGUAGAAACAGACUCUAUUUUAGAAGCAGCUGUAAAUAGUAUCUUAGAGUGUUAAUAGUUACAGUACUAUGAACAAAUUUUGUUUCUCGUAUUAGAAGCAAAUGUGAAUGACACCGCAAGUACAGCCUGACAUAUGGCAAAGGUUAAUCUUUCUAAACUAGAUUCUGUUCUGUGUUUGAGAGCAAUACUCAUUGUGAUUACAGUGAGAUAUACAGUAAAGUUAAUCCUUGUUAGAAUGCAGUCUGUUGGGGCCUACACAUUUCAAGUAUUAUAAUGACAGUGCUUAUGGUAAUUGUCUAACACUGCAACUUAAUGAGAUUGCAGUUCACCAGGCCCUACGUAAUAAGGUAAUAUACUGACAAUCACAGUCAAAUGAAAGGACAGAUUCAAGAAAACUUUAAAAGACAAAUGGAAGCAACAAUUUUCUCCCUUUCAUAAAUCACUAGAUUUUAAUUUUUUUUCCAAGAAAAUUUAGUUGUUAAAUACCCAUUUUACCUUUAUUCAGAAAUGAUUGUCUGAUUCAUUACUGAAUCCAACUGCUCUAGGAUUUCAAGUUGGAAGAAUGUCAUCAGUAUAUUUGUAGGGAAUCAUAUUGGAAGUGCUUUUCUGUUGUCACUGAGCAGAAAGAACAUGAGUAUAUCUGUAGUGAGUGAAUUUAGUCUAUGGAAUGAUACUGUAUAAUCUUAGUCACAACGGUAUGAUAUGAAAUAAUGUAUGACCGACUAAAGAAAGAACAACAGAAACCAAUAAGUGGCAAGAGGUCAUAAUAGCACCAUGAAUUUUAUAUAUAUAUAAAUACAGAUAUGUUAACACUUGAGGAGAAGGAUUUGCAUUUUAUAAUUGAAUUAGAUCAAACUAAGUCUUUCUGAAGAGGUAUAAAUGUUUUUUAAAGAACAAGUGUCAAAAGCACUUUUAUUUGAAAACAGAUUAAAUUAGUAGUUUGUACUUCAAGAGGACAUUAUCCUUAACCUGAGAAGUUUAAAGGCCAGUGUUUUUGCUUGUUUCUGCUUCUCGCUGCCAGAAAAUAUUAGUCAUCCACAGCAGCAGUCAUAACUACCAAAAUAUGUACAGACCAAAGUUAAUCAGCUGUCCCAUUAUUAAAACAUAUCUAAACUUGUAUAAUUUUUAAUUCACCUUUCAGAGCCAAAGGAAAUCCUUGUGUGAUUUGUAUUUGGCUGGUGUUCACAUUGAUGAAAUAGAAGUUUGUUAUUUUAUUUAUUUAUUUUUAAUAUCUGUCAUUUUCCCUUUUAAUGCCCCGUGCUUCUUUUCUAAUGGCUUACUUUGGUCAUUAGUACUGUUGUGCAUACAGUCUUCUGCCAUUAGCAAAAUGAAUCUAGCAUACUCAGAAGAGUAGAGUGGUUGUGAUUUCUAAAGCAUGUUCUCUCUCUCUUUC